AUGGAUCCUUCGGAGAAGAAGAUAUCUGUGUGGAUCUGCCAGGAGGAGAAGCUAGUGUCCGGCCUCUCCCGGCGCACCACUUGUUCGGACGUGGUGCGAGUGCUGUUGGAGGACGGCUGCCGGCAGCGGCGGAGGCAGCGGCGGGGCCAGCGGCGCAGGAAGGCCGGUGCCCCGCCAGGCACCGGAGAGCCGCCGGAACCCCCGGACGAGGACGAGGAGGACGAGGACGAGGCACUGCCGCAGGGCAUGCUAUGCGGGCCCCCGCAAUGUUACUGCAUCGUGGAGAAGUGGCGCGGCUUUGAGCGCAUCCUGCCCAACAAGACGCGCAUCUUGCGCCUCUGGGCCGCUUGGGGCGACGAGCAAGAAAACGUGCGCUUCGUGCUGGUGCGGAGCGAUGCGUCGCUGCCCAACGCCGGGCCUCGCAGCGCCGAGGCACGAGUCGUGCUUAGUCGCGACCGCCCCUGCCCCACCCGGGGGGCUCCGGCGCGGCCCAGCCUAGCCAUGACCCAGGAGAAGCAGCGGCGGGUGGUGCGCAAAGCCUUCCGCAAGCUGGCUAAGCUCAAUCGGCGGCGCCUGCAGCAGCCGCCGUCGUCCUGUUCCUCCACUUCGUCGUCCACGGCUUCGUCCUGCUCGUCGCCGCCGCGGGCCCAUGAGAGCGCGUCGAUGGAGCGCAUGGAGACGUUGGUGCAUUUGGUGCUCUCCCAAGACCACACAAUCCGCCAGCAGGUGCAACGGCUGAGAGAGCUGGACCUCCAGAUCGACCGCUACGAGGCCAAGGUGCACCUGGAUCGUAUGCGGCGGCAUGGGGUCAACUACGUCCAGGACACCUACUUGAUGGGGGUAGGCCUCGAGCUCGAGGGGGUUACCCCAGGAGAGGAGCCCGGCGAGAAGGAGGAGGAGGCGGCAGCGGCCGUGGACGGCGAGAUGCAGACGGCGGCGCUGGAGGAGCUGGCCCGGCGCUGCGACGACCUGCUGCAGUUGCAGGAGCAGCGGGCCCAGCAGGAGGAGUUGCUGGAACGCCUCUCCGCCGAGAUUCAGGAGGAGCUCAACCAGAGGUGGAUGCAGCGGCGCCGGGAGGAGCUGGCAGGGCGGGAGGAGUCCCCGGAGUCCCCCGGCGGCCCCGGCGGCCCCGACGGCGAGCUGCAACUGGAGCAGGAGCGGGUGAGGACGCAGCUCAGCACCAGCCUGUACAUCGGGCUGCGGCUCAACACGGACCUGGAGGCCGUCAAGUCGGACUUGGAUUACAGCCAGCAGCAGUGGGACAGCAAGGAGCGCGAGUUGCAGGGCCUUCUCCACACUCUGCACUCGUUGGAGCUCACGGUAGCGCCCGGCGGGGCUCCCGGCUCCAACGCACAGGUGCGGGAACCGCGGCCCCAAUCCUGCGCCGAGGUGUGGGUGGACCAGGCCCGGGGAAUGGCCAAGAGCUGUGCUGGCAACGACGAGGACUCGGACACCGGACUGAGCUCCAUGCACAGCCAGGACUCGGACUCGGUGCCAGUGUGUGAAUCCCUUGUGUAA
Molecule: messenger RNA, 1518 nt
Organism: Ochotona curzoniae (black-lipped pika)
Lineage: Eukaryota; Metazoa; Chordata; Mammalia; Lagomorpha; Ochotonidae
Gene: RASSF10
Product: Ras association domain family member 10
Exons: 1
Coding region: 1-1518 (505 amino acids)
Biological process (GO): signal transduction
Source: RefSeq, a predicted model, not a curated record